This is a messenger RNA of Trichogramma pretiosum, 4023 nucleotides long. It is a transcript of the gene Tmtc3, whose product is annotated as transmembrane and TPR repeat-containing protein CG4050. Gene Ontology annotation, molecular function: protein binding; mannosyltransferase activity. Gene Ontology annotation, cellular component: endoplasmic reticulum. The record is from RefSeq and is a predicted model, not a curated record. Bases 1058 to 3937 code for a protein of 959 amino acids. Lineage: Eukaryota; Metazoa; Arthropoda; Insecta; Hymenoptera; Trichogrammatidae. The transcript is spliced from 14 exons. Gene Ontology annotation, biological process: protein O-linked glycosylation via mannose.
CUGCUCUGCGGCCCCGAGACGACGAAACUGAGGGACAGAGCCGCCGCCACCACCACAAGCGCUGCACUCUGCAGUCGAGCGCAGCAGUAGAACAGUAGCAGCAGCAGCAGAGAUAGAGCUCGCAGAAACCACUGGCUCCACAGUACAAUAUAGCCUGCAGCCUCGUUAAAUUGCAACCCCUCUUUCGCGUUGUAGAGCGUAUACGUGCACGAGUGCACUGCACGGUCGACUCUGCGUGGGUGUUUGUGUUACAAUCAUGUAAAAAACGGCGUCUUGGACUCGAUCCCGACCUCGAGUCAAGAUACAUUUGCGUUUUCGGACGAUAGAACGCGUCGAGACGUAUUGAUCCUGUGCAGCGAUAUUUCGAGCUCGCUAACGCGUUCUGGCGUCCGCCUGUAACGACGGCGCACCGAGCGUUCGACACUAGUGCAUCGAGUGUGAACUAUGUAACGGCGCGAGGAUAAUCUCGUUCAUUCGUAAGACGGCUGGUUGCGAACAUCGAAAAAGGACGAGUGCGCGUAAGUGAGCAGUUUGCGUGUGCGUGUGCGGCGCGCGCGCGCGUGUGUACACACACCAACACCAACACAGGUACUCGCGCUCGUAUACACUCGUAGGUAUAUGUAUUACGGGUCGAUAGAGCAACGACAUGAGUAGAAAGCGGGUGCGUCGACCUCGUCGCUGGUGUAGCAGAAGAAGCAGCUGUUGUUGAAAGAGCCCGGGCCCCGACGACGAUCGAGUCCAUAUAGGACUCGGUGAUUCGAGCGAGCUCCGAAUUCCGCUGACACAAGGAUCGAGACUACGUACUAUACCCAUUGGCAAGUGUCUGCGGUGCGCCGUGCGCGACUCGUACGCGAAUACAUACGCACACACAGACGAACUUACACUGGAAGCUGGCCCAUGUGUUUGUGUGUACGUCGGUCGCCUCUGUGUUCUGCUGCAUGACAAGUGCGCUUAAAACGUAUACACACGAGCAGCAGCAGCAGCAGCAUAAUACACGGCACACACGUCUUAAAUAACUUUAAGCGCGAGCAAGUGUCCGACGUAGCGGAGAAAUGACAUGGGAGUACCAGCGCGGGGAUGCCUCGCUGUGGCCGUGUGCGCCGCUGCACUCGGCGUCUACCUCAACAGUCUCGGCUGCGGCUUCGUCUUCGACGACAUAUCCGCCAUCAAGGAGAACCGAGACCUCAGGUCGCACACGCCGCUCAAGAAUGUCUUCUUCAACGACUUCUGGGGCACGCCGAUGCACAAGGAACAAUCGCACAAAUCGUACAGGCCGCUCUGCGUCCUCACAUUCCGUUGGAAUUACAUGAUACAUCAAUUGGACCCGAUGGGAUAUCAUCUUUUCAACGUUAUUCUACACGUUGGAGUUAGCCUUUUGUACUUCAGAAUAUGCUUGAUGUUUUUACCAGACGUUGCGAGUUUCAUCUCGGCUCUGCUGUUCGCCGUUCAUCCUAUACACACAGAGGCGGUUACGGGAGUCGUCGGCCGAGCCGAGACCUUGUCAUCCUUGUUUUACUUGGCCGCUUUGAUGACCUACACCAAGUGUUGCAGAAGCAAACGAUCCACAGGCUGGAGAUCAUUAAUAAUGUCCAUGUUCUUCGUGCUCGUGGCUAUGCUGUGCAAGGAGCAAGGGAUCACCGCCACUGCAGUCUGCGUUUUAUAUGAAAUUUUCGUUGUACAAAGGGUUCGAGCUUUGGACAUUGUAUUAGCGCUCAAGUCGGCGUUCGACGGUAAAAAGAUAUCGCCGAGCUGGUCGAGCGAGGGCACAAAGCGACUCACCGCCGUCACCCUCGUUACCUUUAGUCUGUUAAUUUUAAGAUUACACGUGAUGGGCUCGAAGCUGCCCGUAUUCACCAGGUUUGACAAUCCGGCGUCGGUGGCCGCGACGCCGACCAGACAAUUGACGUAUAAUUAUUUAGCCGCCGUCAAUAUGCGUCUGCUGUUCCUUCCGACGGAUCUGUGCUGCGACUGGACCAUGGGCACGAUACCACUGGUCGAGGGCCUGCUGGACGUGAGAAACUUGGCCACUCUGGCGGCCCACUCGACGGUCCUCGGCUUGCUCGCCACCGCCGUGCUCACGUGCAAUCGACAAACGUCAAUAAUAAUCAUCAUGAGUUUAGCGAUGAUGAUUCUUCCCUUUCUACCGGCUUCAAAUCUAUUUUUUCCAGUCGGUUUUGUUGUUGCCGAAAGAGUACUUUAUGCACCUUCCAUGGGAUUCUGUAUGCUCGUUGGAUACGGAUGUCACAUUCUAUGUGAAAAAAGUAAAAAAUUAUCGGUGUUGCUGCUGCUCACGCUGCUGCUGUCCUUCGCCACGAAAACCUACGUGAGGAAUUACGACUGGCAGGACGAGUAUCAGAUAUUCAUGUCGGGUCUCAAAGUCAACGACCGCAACGCCAAGCUCUUCAACAACGUCGGCCACGCGCUCGAGAGCCAAGGCCGCUUCAUGGAGGCGCUGAAUUUUUUCAACAUGGCCGUGCAGGUGCAGGGCGACGACAUCGGCGCGCACAUCAACGUCGGCCGGACUUACAAUCAUUUGAAGAUGUUCAAGGAGGCUGAGGACGCUUACUUGAAGGCCAAAUCUCUGCUACCGAAAGCCAAACCCGGGGAGUCCUAUCAAGCGCGGAUAGCGCCCAAUCAUCUGAACGUUUUUGUAAAUCUGGCCAAUCUCAUAGCGAAAAACGCGACGAGGCUGGAGGAGGCCGACCUGCUGUACAGGCAGGCGAUCAGCAUGCGAGCGGAUUACACGCUGGCGUACAUCAAUCGCGGUGACGUCCUCAUCAAACUCAAUCGCACGAAAGAAGCCCAGGAGGUUUACGAGCGAGCCCUAUUUUACGACAGCAACAAUCCUGACAUUUAUUAUAAUCUCGGCGUUGUGUUUUUGGAGCAAGGAAAAGCCUCGCAGGCCCUGGCCUAUCUCGACAAAGCCCUGGAAUUCGAUCCGGAGCACGAGCAGGCUUUGCUCAACUCGGCCAUACUUCUGCAGGAGCUAGGUCGCGCUGAGCUCCGAAAAGUCGCCAGAGAGAGAUUACUGAAGUUAUUGCGAAAGGAUUCCAAUAACGAGAGGGUACAUUUCAAUCUUGGUAUGCUUGCGAUGGACGAUCACGACAGCGAGGAUGCCGAGAGAUGGUUCAGAAAUGCCGUUGCUCUGAAGGAGGACUUCAGAUCAGCUCUGUUCAAUUUGGCUCUGCUGUUGGCCGACGAGCAACGGCCUUUGGAAGCUGCUCCUUUUCUGAAUCAACUCGUCAGAUUUCAUCCGGAUCACGUAAAGGGGCUAAUUUUGCUCGGUGAUAUUUACAUUAACAAUAUUAAGGAUUUGGAUGCAGCUGAAAACUGCUACCGAAAGAUUCUCCAGCUGGAUCCGACCAACAUACAAGGCUUGCACAAUCUUUGCGUGGUAAUGGUGGAGCGCGGCAAGCUCGGCUUGGCAGCUCAGUGUCUGGAAAAAGCCGCAGCCCUGGCGCCCGAGCAGGACUACGUGCAUCGGCAUUUGGCGAUCGUGCGAGCGCGCUUAAAUCGAUUGCCCGACGAGGAGGUCGACAAUGAGAUUUUCGAUGACUCGUUCUGGUCGCAGCCCCUGCCCGCGGCCCAAGAUCAGCAGAGUCAGCAGCAGCGUGACAGCACGGAAUCGCCGGCCUUCCUUAAUCACAAUCAUUACUCAGGGAACAAUCAGCAGAAACGCACUCAGCAGUCGGUUAGCGAGCUGAUAAAUACGCGGCCACGCGUUAAUCGUAAUAUACCAAAUAAUCAAGACAACGUGGAUAGUUUGAGCAGCAUUACCGGAUCGAGGCCCGAGAAUGGCGCUUUCAAUCGCAUAAUAAGCGCUGACGCGACCAAACUCGAUCUGACUCAGAAGCGCACCCCUACUAGGACUAAGAUUACCACUACAGAACCGAAGAGUACGAAUCGUAGCGGCGGCACGACCAAGAGCAAAGUGUGAUGCCCGAAAUCAUGAUGUUAAAGAAAAAAUUAUUAACGCAACAAAAAAAAAAUUAUUUACAAAGUCGUAAAAUAUAUUAUAAAAUA